UUGGAGUCGCCUUUGCUUCAUCACCCACCCCACCCACCAAUAGCAAACGGCCCUUGCCAAGGAUCAAAUCUAUUUUGUCUAGGCGCUUGAGCUUUAUUACCGUUUUAGGUCGGGUCUCGGUUGCAACGUCCGUCCAGUGCACCAACGCCUGCGCUGUAGCGUGGUCGUCACUCGGUGUUGACAUUUUGUCAGGGACAACGCGAAUGCAUAUGUGAAUGAGUACGCAGGGCUUCUUGCUACUGUUUGAACUGGGUUCACCAUGUCCAUGUCAGGCAGAGACGCGGACCAGAGCGUGCCAGAGUCGCCAAUGGAGGAUGUGCGCAGUGCAGCAGAGGAUAACAGUGGUGAUGCUUCGGCCCUGAGGAAGCGCAAGGCAGCCAAGGCAAGCAGCCGAGGCGUGGCUAACUUGACGCCGGAGCAGCUUGCAAAGAAGCGAGCCAAUGAUCGUGAAGCGCAAAGAAACAUUAGAGAGCGGACAAAACGCCAGAUUGAAACACUUGAGCGCAGAAUCGAGGAACUAACGAACCAAAAGCCCUACCAGGAUCUACAGGCCGUCGUUCGUGAAAAGGAGGCCGUUGAGCGAGAGAAUGUCGAAAUCAAAAAGAAGCUUGCGAGCGUCAUUGAAACGCUGCGAUGCGUCAUCGGCAACGAUGCAUUUAUAGAUAAUUCGCACCAUUUGUCCCGUCAUACAGCCAUGCUGGGUGCUAGUGCCUCAUCAUCUACCCUCCCAGGGCUACCACAAACACAAACACAAACACACCCCGUGUCUCAGCCUUGGUCCAGCCAAAGAAGCACCCCGGGAUACACACCGUCACCAACCACCGCCAGCAGAUUGCACAGCGAUGCAGACCAGCAACCAGGGGAUCAUAAACUAUCGCUCGACAUGGGCCAGGAGAGACUUGAUCUCGACUUCUUGCUCAACGCGCGCAAGGCGCCCAAGCCGGCAAACGAGCACUAUGUGCAGCAAUCUCACAGAAGCAGUGCGCAGCACGCGCAUGCCAUGCAGUCCUAUCAGUCACUGCCAUCGGGAUAUCCCUACGGAGACCCCAACAUCUCAACACUCCCAGCGUCUGACGAUCCCGGCGAACUCAUCGAGCUGAGUGAUACCAACAUGGGAACAAUAGCUCGCUACGCUGCUCCCGUGCGUACAAGCGCUCCAACCUGUCCACUGGACUCUUUGCUACUCGACUUCCUCCAUGAGCGCAAACAGCGUGCGGCGGAAGGCCAUUCUGAACAAGACGUCAUCGGCCCGCGAUACCCGUCUGUCUCAUCGCUCCUCAACCCCAUGCAGAGUGUACACUCGCAUCCUCUGUCGCGCGUUUUUACUGACAUUCUGGCCAAAUUUCCCGAUAUCUCGGGUCUUCCUGAGCGCGUAGCCGUGUUAUACAUCAUGUUUCUUGUCAUGCGAUGGCAGGUUUCGCCAACACGAGAAAACUACGAGCGUCUGCCGCCGUGGAUGCACCCUCUUCGUUGCCAAAUCCUCACGCCGCAUCCUGCAUGGAUCGAUCAUUUGCCGUUCCCCGGUAUGCGAGACAAGCUUGUUCGGCUGUAUAAUCCGACCGACUACCACUUUGAAAACUUCUUCAUCCCGUACACCACGACCCUCGAAUUAUCGUGGCCGUACGAUGACACUGAUACGUUGCUGAGGAGCCCAGACUCUGGUGAGCUGGUAAUUAAUCCCGUUUUUGAGCGCCACUUGAGAAAUUUGAAUAACUGGAAACUUGGUGAUGCGUUUGCUCGAGCGUUUCCGGUGCUGGCGGAGGAUGCGAAUAUACCGAGAUCGCCAGCAGCUUAUACACAAUCAUCGCAUUCGCCAGCUACCAACAGGUAGCAGAUGGAAUGAAUCUGUAGGCUAUUUUGGGGGCAAAUUCGAUGUAAUUGGUUAUGUGUAUGUAUUUGUACAGACACUUUCUUUUGGCGUUAGGGGACGGGCGAGCGGAUGGAUUUAAUCUCGGAAUGUAAGAGGUUCAAAAGUGAAAAGUACUGUAUUAUAAAUAUAACCAUAUGAAAUGAGAACGAAAGGGACUACGCUUGCUAGUGCUAAUAUGAACGCAACAAUAUACAAUAAUACAUCAAAAUCGAGCCAAUAUUAGCUGGUAUGCUUCUACCAUUAAGCCUCGUCUUCCAACGAGUCAACGCCAAACGAAAACUUCUUAAGAGACGGUCCUUCGCCAAUAAACAGACUCGGCAUCUUCUGCCGCGGCAUCGUCUGGAACAUGAGCGCCUUAAUCGGUGUCUGCGAGCGAAUCCCGCCCAGCGCGUCGCCCUUUUGAUUCAGCAGCCGCCCCGACGCCAACGAAAACAGCUUCACAGUACCAUCGUCAUGCGCAGCAGCCACGACGCCCAGAUCUGUAGAUACAUCCCAUCCUGUAUGAAAGUGCGCUUCGUUGCGGUACCCAUGGAACUGUAGCAACGGCGAAGAACCGUUUGGCCAGCACUCUUCGCGGAAGAAGCGCAUAUCAUACAGCGCCAUGGAGUGUCGCAGGCCCGCUACUACAACCUGGUGCUCGUUUACACUGCGAAGAUGCGCGACGGAGCUAGCAUGUGCAAUGGACGACCACUGCGGCUCAGGGACACGCAGAUCUGUAAUCCAGACACGCGGCUGCCGUCCACCUGCCAGCACAACGUUGUGGUUGCCCGUGAGAAAGUCCUGGUCAAAGAUCUCCUUGGGCUGGCGGCCAGCCUUGUGGAAGUGUCCUUGGCCAACAGCAGCAGAACGGUUGUUUGCAUGGGACGAGAUGUGUGCCAUUGUUUCGUUGGAGGUCACGCGGAGUAGGCCUGUAUUGGUGCCAACUACACAGAGAAGGUCGGAUGAUGGGGGUGCAGGCGUACUCUUGUUAACGAGCCAUUCGUCUCGAGGGCCCACGCGGAUAGGUAUUCGCUGGUAGUAUUCAG
Messenger RNA from [Torrubiella] hemipterigena, 2895 nucleotides. Lineage: Eukaryota; Fungi; Ascomycota; Sordariomycetes; Hypocreales; Clavicipitaceae. The record is from the annotation of a GenBank genome assembly.